AUGAAGCACUUGUUUUCAUCAUCUUGUGCAUUUUCAUCUAUCUCUAGUGAUAAGAGUGGAGUCGCUUUCUUUUCUCAUUUUUUUCUGUUUUCAUCUGUCAAUGUUUGCCGAAAAAAAGCGUGUCUCUUCAUUUUCGUUCACUGUCUGCUUUCAUCUGUCAAUCUCAGGCGGCAAAAGGUGCCUUUUUCUUUCCUCUCCUUCUUUUUCUGCUUUCAUCCGUCAAGCUCUGGCGGUAAAAGGUACCUCUUUCUUUGGUCUCUUUCUCUUUCUGCCUUCAUCCGUCAAUCUCUGGCGAUAAAAGAUACCUCUUUCUUUCCUCUCCUUCUCUCUGUACCUCUUUCUUUGCUCUCCUUCUCUUUCUUCUUUCAUCUAUCAAUCUCUGGCGAUAAAAGGUACCUCUUUCUUUGCUCACCUUCACUUUCUUUUCAUCUGUCAAUCCCUGACGAUAAACGGUGCUUCUUUUUUUCUUUCUUUCCUCUCCUCCUCUUUCUUCUUUCAUCCGUCAAGCUCUUGCAGCUUUCUUUCUGCUUUCAUCUGUCCAUCUCUAGUGAUAAGUGGUGUUUUUUCUUCAUCUUCGGUCUUCUCUUAAUCUCUGGGGAUAAUAAGAAGCACUUGCUUUCAUUACCUUUUCUUUCUACUUUCAUCUGUCAAUAUGUGCCGGUAAAUAUGUCUCUUUCUGCCAUGUAA
This is a messenger RNA of Acanthosepion pharaonis, 687 nucleotides long. Lineage: Eukaryota; Metazoa; Mollusca; Cephalopoda; Sepiida; Sepiidae. The record is from the annotation of a GenBank genome assembly.